Rhodotorula toruloides NP11 is the source of this 2136-nucleotide messenger RNA. Its product is annotated as DUF803 domain membrane protein. The record is from RefSeq and is a predicted model, not a curated record. Gene Ontology annotation, molecular function: magnesium ion transmembrane transporter activity. Gene Ontology annotation, cellular component: membrane. Lineage: Eukaryota; Fungi; Basidiomycota; Microbotryomycetes; Sporidiobolales; Sporidiobolaceae. The transcript has 13 exons. Gene Ontology annotation, biological process: magnesium ion transport. The coding region runs from base 1 to 2136 and encodes 711 amino acids.
AUGUCGACAACAACGGCCUCGCUCGUAGCGAGCGCAACGUCGGCGGCGGCUUCGGCGAGCACAUCUGCGGCCGCUCAUUCGCAGUCGGGAGGGAACAAGGUCGUCGGUGUGCUGUUAGCCGUCGGUUCGGGGUUACUUAUCGGCUCGAGCUUUGUAUUCAAGAAGAAGGGUCUGCUCUCGGCGCAGAGAAAGGCAAACAUGGCUGCGGGCGAGGGCGUACCGUACCUCAAGUCGCCGCUUUGGUGGUGCGGCAUGAUCAUCAUGGUCGUCGGCGAGCUCAUGAACUUGAUCGCCUACUCCUUCACGGACGCCAUUCUCGUCACGCCGAUGGGAUCAAUCGCCGUCGUAACCUCGGGCGCGCUCGCGCACUUCUUCCUCGGCGAAAAGUUGACGUUGUUCGGCUGGCUGGGGAGUACGCUCUGCAUCCUCGGCUCGGUCGUUAUCGCCGUCAACGGUCCGUCCGAACAAGGCUCGACGACGAUCCAGGCAUUCCAGUCCAAAUUCGUCUCUGUCGGCUUUCUCGUUUGGGGCGGAAUCUGUAUCGCGGCGGCGCUUGGCAUGAUCUUCUUCGUUGCACCAAGAUACGGCAAGCGAACCAUGCUCGUCUACAUCACGAUCUGCUCGCUCCUUGGCGGCCUUUCCGUCGCCUGCACGUCCGGUCUAGGUGGCGCGAUCCUGACGUCGAUCAAGGGCGACGGGUCGCAGUGGAAGCAUUGGUUCAUGUAUUUCCUCCUGGCUUUCUGCGUCGUCACCUUGCUCUCGGAGAUCGUCUACCUCAACAAAGCUCUUGCCCUCUUCAAUACAGCAAGCGUGACGCCCGUGUACUUCACCAUCUUCACCUCCUGCACGCUUAUCACGUCGAUCAUCCUCAAUAAAGGGUUCGGCGGCGCAAGUGUCGCAGCCAUCAUUACGGUCGUUCUCGGCUUUCUCGUCAUCGUAGUCGGCAUCAGUCUUCUCCAGCUGUCGAAGAUCGAUCCCGAAGAGAUUAAAGAAGGCAUGCUCGACCGCCGCUCCACCAUCCUCCUCUCCGCCUCGCGCGCCGAGAAGGACACCUCGUCCGAAAAAGCCUACAGCGUCGAAGACCCAGGCAUGGACGCCAUCCGCGGUGCAGCAGGCGCAUUGGGCUCGAUCCACCGUGCUAUCUCGAUGCGAAGCGGGAGAGGCAACCAGUCGCGGCGGACGACGGGGUCGAGCCUGGCGAAUCCGUUUGCGGACGAAGAGAUGGUCAUGAGGCGACGAGGGAGGAAUGGCGCACCCGGCGCGAUGGGGAGCGGGCCGCAUGCGGUGGGAGAGGACGGCGUCUUGCGGUACGAGCUGUACGACCAGCCGAUGCAGUUCGCCGACGAGCCGAUGCCACUCGAUGCCGCCGACAAGAUCUCGCUGCACUCGUCGCUCAAGUCGCCGUCGCUCGAAGCCGGCGGCAGGUCACGCUCCGCCUCGGCGAUCCAAUUCGCAGAGACGGACGAGGUGCAUCGAUACGCCCCGCCGAAGCGAAAGGGCAAGGCCCCAGUCGCCCAGCACCACGAGCAGCCUCGCCUCGAAGGCUCGCACGUCCACAUCCCGCACACGCUCUCUACCGGUGACAUCGCCUCGCCCGGUCUUCCUCCAUCCCGCUUCUCCUCGUCGACCAUCGCCACUCCCGACCGCGCCGACUUCUCCGCCGCCCGAAGCGGAUCGGUCUUUGCCAACUCGUCGUACGUCGACCCGUACAACGAGGAGGAGCAUGGUCGUCGCAGCGCUUCGCCUCCGCUUGGCUCGGCGACUUACCCUCGGCGACAAGGCACGAGCGACUCUGGCAGCCGCUCGCUCGCCGAACGCCUCACCUCCGUCUUUGGCUCGUCCUCGCCCGACCUCAAUGCGCGAGAGUCCUCCCAUACCGCGCAAGAUCCACCGCCGUCAGCGAGCAGGUCUCGCUUCACACUGUCGCCGUUCAGGCGCAACACGCCGCAUGACCACGAGCAAGAGCCGAGCAGCGCGAAGGAUCAUCGCGUGCCAUACCCGAAGGCGGCGAAAGGAGACGUUGAAGCGCGAGGGGAGGAGGAGGCGCUCGUGCCCGGCCGACAACGCAGCGGGUCAGUCUCGAGCGAUGAGGAAGGUGUGGACCUCGAGACGGUCGAUACGAGGGACGAGUUGUGA